Molecule: messenger RNA, 5493 nt
Organism: Alosa sapidissima (American shad)
Lineage: Eukaryota; Metazoa; Chordata; Actinopteri; Clupeiformes; Clupeidae
Gene: cps1
Product: carbamoyl-phosphate synthase 1, mitochondrial
Exons: 38
Coding region: 231-4730 (1499 amino acids)
Biological process (GO): L-arginine biosynthetic process; L-glutamine metabolic process; 'de novo' pyrimidine nucleobase biosynthetic process
Cellular component (GO): cytoplasm; carbamoyl-phosphate synthase complex
Molecular function (GO): ATP binding; carbamoyl-phosphate synthase (glutamine-hydrolyzing) activity; metal ion binding
Source: RefSeq, a predicted model, not a curated record
AGUGCAACUCUGCACUUUGGCGUUCCACGCGGCACGCCUGGCAAAAGCUUACGGCAGCUGACAGUUUCUCAGGCAAGACACGAGGACGCUGCACUUUCAUUCAUUUUUUUACAACGGGAUAUAUAGUUGUUCUUUCGACCUAGUCUCUUCUGAAAGUGACUGAAAAAAAGGAUAAAGUUAUUUUGGGCGAUUUUACCACAACAUCAUCUCCCGUUGUUUGUAAUUUUAUAAUGACAAAGAUAUUAACGGCUUGCACAGUAGCCAGGGUAACAUUACUGAAGCAAGGAUGGCUAAGUGGCAGAAGCAGGAGUCUUGUAAACUGGAAGUCAACUCGUCUGUUCAGUGUAAAGGCCCAGACUGCUCACCUUGUUUUGGAGGAUGGCACUCGAAUGAAGGGCUUGUCCUUUGGAAAGAAUCGUUCCAUGGCUGGCGAGCUAGUCUUCAACACAGGACUUGUAGGGUACCCCGAAGCUCUGACUGAUCCUAGCUACAGGGGCCAGAUUUUAACUCUCACGUACCCGAUUGUGGGAAACUACGGCGUUCCCAAUACACAGGAGCUGGAUGAGCUGGGAUUGAGAAAGCAUUUGGAAUCCGACCAAAUUCAUGUGUCUGGGCUGUUGGUGCAAGACUAUAGUUAUGAAUACAGCCACUGGAACUCAGUCAAAUCCUUGGCUCAAUGGUUGGAAGAAGAAGGGGUGCCUGCGUUGUAUGGUGUGGAUACUAGGAUGCUUACUAAAAUAAUUCGGGAUAAGGGAACAGUCUUGGGGAAGAUUGAGUUUGAUGGGGAGCCUGUUGAAUUUACAGACCCGAACCAACGUAAUCUAAUUGCAGAAGUCUCUACAAAAGAAGCACAGAUAUUUGGGAAAGGAAACCCAAUCAAAGUGGUAGCAGUUGAUUGUGGGAUCAAACACAACAUAAUCAGACUUCUUGUCAAGCGGGGAGCAGAAGUACAUCUGGUACCAUGGGACCAAGACCUGAUGAGCCUGGACUAUGAUGGUCUGUUUAUUUCCAAUGGCCCGGGGGACCCUUCACUAGCUAGGCCCCUAAUUGAGAAUGUCCGCAAGGUGCUAAAUAGUGAUCGGCCCCAGCCUGUGUUUGGCAUCUGCAUGGGGAACCAGAUUACUGCUCUUGCGGCAGGAGCUCAUUCCUACAAGCUGCCUAUGGGCAACAGGGGACAGAACCAGCCAGUACUGAAUGUGAUGACAAACCAAGCCUUUAUCACGGCACAGAACCAUGGGUACGGAAUUGACAGCCAGUCAUUGCCACAAGGCUGGAGCCCUCUAUUCAUCAAUGCCAAUGACGGGACCAAUGAGGGUAUCAUGCAUAACUCCAAGCCGGUCUUCACAGCACAGUUCCACCCAGAAGCAAAGGGAGGCCCUACUGACACAGAGUUCCUGUUCGACACCUUCAUAUCGCUCAUUAAGAAGGGGAAGGGGGCCAGCAUAGUGUCUGUGAUGCCUCCGAAACCAGACAUUCCUCCGAGAGCUAAGGUGUCUAAGGUGCUGGUGCUUGGCUCUGGGGGCCUCUCCAUCGGCCAGGCGGGCGAGUUUGACUACUCUGGAUCCCAGGCUAUCAAGGCCCUGAAGGAAGAGAAUCUCAAGACGGUGCUGAUGAACCCCAACAUUGCCUCUGUGCAGACCAACGAGGUUGGCACCAAGCAGGCUGACUCUGUCUACUUCCUGCCCGUCACCCCACAGUUUGUCACCGAAGUCAUCAAGACGGAGCGGCCAGACGGCAUCCUGCUCUCCAUGGGGGGCCAGACAGCUCUGAACUGCGGUGUGGAGCUGUACAACAGCGGAGUCCUGCAAAAGUACGGCGUGAAGGUGUUAGGGACACCUGUGGAGUCCAUCAUGGCCACUGAGGACCGGCAGCUCUUCUCAGACAAGCUUAUGGAGAUCAAUGAGAAGAUAGCACCCAGCAUCGCUGUGGAGACGGUGGCAGAUGCCCUGAAGGCUGCGGAUAAGAUUGGCUACCCUGUCAUGCUCCGCUCUGCCUACGCACUCGGGGGUCUGGGCUCUGGCCUUUGUGCCAACAAGGACAAGUUGGAGCAGACGGCACGGAAGGCUCUGGCGAUGAGCAGUCAGAUCCUGGUGGAGAAGUCCCUUCUGGGCUGGAAGGAGGUGGAGUAUGAGGUGGUCAGGGACAUCUCCAACAACUGCGUCACCGUCUGCAACAUGGAGAACUUUGACCCGCUUGGCAUCCAUACAGGUGACUCCAUCGUGGUGGCGCCCAGCCAGACCCUGUCCAACGAGGAGUACCACAUGCUGAGAGAGACGGCCCUCAAGGUGGUGCGGCACCUGGGCAUCGUGGGAGAGUGCAACAUCCAGUACGCCCUUCACCCCUCCUCUCUGGAGUACUGCAUCAUCGAGGUCAACGCCAGGCUCUCCAGGAGCUCAGCGCUAGCCUCCAAGGCAACUGGCUACCCUCUGGCUUUUGUGGCCGCCAAACUGGCCCUGGGCAUCCCUCUGCCGGACAUCAAGAAUGCUGUGUCGGAGAAGACCACGGCCUGCUUCGAGCCCAGCCUGGACUACAUCGUCACUAAGAUCCCCCGCUGGGACCUGGACCGCUUCCAGGGCAUGUCCCGGGAGAUCGGCAGUGCCAUGAAGAGUGUGGGCGAGGUGAUGGCGGUGGGCCGCACCUUUGAGGAGAGCAUGCAGAAGGCCCUGCGCAUGUGCCACCCCUCCGUGGAUGGCUUUGUGCCCCACCUGCCACUCAAGAGGGCCUGGGCCGACGAGCAGGACCUGCAGCAGGAGCUGGCAGUGCCCUCCAGCACCCGCAUCUUCUCCCUGGCCAAGGCGCUCCACAGCGGGAUGGGCGUGGAUCAGAUCCACCAACUGACCGCCAUCGACAAGUGGUUCCUGCACAAGCUCCGACGCAUCACUGAGCUGGAGCAACACCUGGGCCAGUACAACAGCUUCUCCGUGCCUCCCGAGAUCCUCCUGAAGGCCAAGCAGGACGGCUUCUCCGACCGCCAAGUGGGCAGUGCCCUGGGCACCUCCGAGGACGAGGCCCGGGCACUCCGGCUGAGCCAGAAUAUCCGUCCCUGGGUCAAACAGAUUGACACCCUGGCUGCAGAAUACCCAGCGGUCACCAACUAUCUAUACUGCACUUAUCAUGGCCAGGAGCAUGAUUUGGAAUUCACUGACCAGGGUGUUAUGGUGCUGGGAUGUGGUCCUUAUCAUAUUGGCAGCAGUGUGGAGUUCGACUGGUGCGCCGUGUCAAGCAUCCGCGCCCUGCGGCAGAUGGGCCGGCGCACGGUGGUGGUGAACCAUAACCCAGAGACGGUCAGCACGGACUUUGACGAGUGUGACCGGCUGUACUUCGAGGAGCUGACCCUGGAGCGCAUCCUGGACAUCACACAGCAGGAGGGCUGCACCGGCUGCAUUGUGUCUGUGGGCGGUCAGAUCCCCAACAACCUGGCCAUGCCGCUCCACCUGAACGGGAUAAAGAUCCUGGGCACCAACCCGCUCCAGAUCGACCGCGCUGAGGAGCGCUCCAUCUUCUCCACCAUCCUUGAUGAGCUCGGGGUGCACCAGGCUCCCUGGAGAGCCCUCAGCUCACUGGAGGAUGCCUUCGCCUUUGCUAAUAAGGUUGGCUACCCAUGCCUGCUGCGGCCAUCUUAUGUGCUGAGUGGCUCUGCUAUGAACGUGGCCUACGGAGAGGAGGAGAUGAAGAGGUUCCUGGAGGAGGCUGCUCAGGUGUCACAGGAGCACCCUGUGGUCAUCACCAAGUUCAUCAGAGGAGCCAGAGAGGUCGAGGUGGACGCUGUGGCCAAAACUGGGAAGGUGCUGGUCCAUGCCAUCACGGAGCACGUGGAGGACGCAGGUGUCCACUCAGGAGAUGCCACCCUGAUGCUGCCCACUCAGAGCAUCAGCCAGGGGGCGCUGGAGAAGAUUAAGACUGCUACCCGGAAAAUUGCCAAGGCAUUUGAAAUUUCAGGGCCGUUUAACACUCAAUUUCUGGUGAAAGGCAAUGAUGUCAUGGUUAUUGAAUGCAACCUGCGAGCCUCGCGCUCCUUCCCCUUUGUGUCCAAGACCAUCGGCGUCGACUUCAUCAACGUGGCCACGCGCGUCAUGGUGGGCGAGCCUCUUGAUGAGUCCCGUCUGCCCUCCCUGGAGAACCCCAUCAUACCUGUGGACUAUGUCGGUAUCAAGGCUCCCAUGUUCUCCUGGCCCCGCCUCAGGGAUGCUGACCCUGUCCUGCGCUGUGAGAUGGCCUCCACUGGAGAGGUGGCUUGCUUCGGACCAAACAUCUACUCCGCUUUCCUGAAGGCCAUGCUCUCUACUGGAUUCAAGCUCCCGCAAAAGGGAAUCCUCAUAGGCAUCCAGCAUUCUUUCAGACCCAACUUCCUGUCCACCGCACACCAGCUGAACGAGGACGGUUUCAAGCUUUAUGCCACUGAGGGCACCUCCGCCUGGCUCAAUGCCAACGAUGUGCCCACCACUCCAGUGGCCUGGCCAACACAAGAUGAGAACAAUAGCACUCUCCCCAGCAUCAACAGGCUCAUCAAUGAGGGUGACAUUGACCUGGUGGUGAACCUCCCCAACAACAACACACGUUUCAUCAAGGACAACUUCAUAAUCCGCCGCAUGGCUGUGGACCACGGGGUGCCCCUCAUCACCAACUUCCAGGUGGUCAAGCUGUUUGCCGAAGCAGUGAAGUACUCCAGUGACCUGGACACCACCAGCCUCUUCCACUACCGAGAGCGCAACACCACCAGGCACAGUUAGAUGCUGCUGCUACCAAAAAGUGCCACCACCACCCGGCAGGCUACUCAGGAGCACAUUUCACUCCAGAAUCAUUUGGAUCAGGAGCUCCAACUUAAGUGUUAUUUUUCUACAAUCUGGAUUGAGGGUUAUGGGGCAAUACCAUCCCACCCUGGAUCAGUCAUUUUUCUAAGUAACCACAUAUUAUUUAUGGUGUUGUUAACUUAACGUAUGUCCUUAUGCAAACGGCUGCUGGCUUGCCAGGGUUGUUGGCAUUGUUGGCUUAAUUUUGUUCUGUUCAUUUAUUGGCCAGUUCUCCCAGCAUUUUUACUUACAGAAGACAGUUUCCAGAAACAGAUCUUUACUCUGCACUGAGGAUAAAUCGAGUUUAGAUGCUGGACAACAUCACAAAACACAAUAGUCUAGGUUUUUUUUUUAAUUUUAUUUCUGCUGUUGAUCAUUGUGUGUGUGUUUGUGUGUGUGUGUUAGAGAGAGAGACAGAGAAAGAGAGAGAGAAAGAGAGUGUGAGAGUGUGUGCUUGUAUGUGUGAAUAAGUGGGUGGAUGAGUGGGAUGGAAUGUGGUUGAGGAUCUUUUGGAUCUUUCAAUAUCUUAGAGCUCCUAUUCACGCCUCUAUGAUGUUUACAACCAUUUCAUAUGCAAUGCAAAUCUAACGGAAGUCUUAUAUUUAGUCUUAUAAUAAGUCUUAUAUUAAACAGUAAUUACCACAAUUUCUUCAAACGUAUCUUGAAAGUAAACCAUCAAUAAAAACCCUCUAUUUAAAAAAUA